AUUUCCGGGAUCCUAACAUUGCUUCUGUGUGGUUAUAGGGCAAAUAGGGCGUUAAGGAUCACUGAUAACAGUUUAGUAGUGUAUCUAUGCAACGUUUGCAUUACCCACAUUUCCUGAAAACACAUUGUGUGGCGCAGCGGAACCGCUGAGGAUCCACUGCAACUAGUUAGCCACAUCCGCAGACAGGUAUGUCUGAAGUUAGUCUUGAGGCUGAGUCGGGGAAGACCUCAGCCGAGGACCCUCAGCAAGAAUGUGAGGAGGCUGACAAAGCAAAGGAGAGUUUGAGUGAGGAUCCGACUCCAAAGAGUGUAGACAGUAGCGCGGGCGGAGAGGACAGAGCAGAUGUUCUGUACGAUGUUGAUAUUAACAGCAAUGAAGACGAUGAGAAGGAUGUGCAGGUGUUGGUGGGGGCUCACGGUGUUGGCUCUGGGAGGGUAGGCAGUGGUGGGAUGGAGGCCAGACUCCGUGCUGCUGAAACACCCGUGGGAAACAGAGAAUCUCCCUCGGAUGCAAAGGAGAGCACAAUGGCUGAGGAUUCCCACAGGAGCUCAGCCGCUGAGAUCCCCGUCACCAGCAAUGGAGAGCUGGAUCAGAGCCCAGAGAGUGUCUUCCAGAGGGAUGCUCACUUCAUUUGCCCUGGACCCCGGGACUCGACAGAGUCUCGUGUCAUGUCCAGCAGCUAUGCUUCAACGGCAGAGGGCAUCGUUGAGUCAGGACCAUACAAAGGGUCAGUGAGCGUGCCAGUGUCUACAGUGACACCUGUAGCUCCCAGCUCAGCCGUUGCUAUUCGCCUGGCGCGCUCCUCCAGUGAUGGCCAGGCUGACGCAGACUCAACAACAGCCGAUCCAAAGAGCGGAGCCGUGGUCCUGUCAGACGACCUGAAGAACCCAGCCAUGGAAAAACUGGAUCUAGUGAGAAAGUGGAGCAUCAACACGUACAAAUGUACCAGGCAGAUCCUGUCGGAGAAGCUGGGUCGGGGCUCGAGGACCGUGGACCUGGAGCUAGAGGCACAGAUCGAUCUGCUCCGUGACAACAAGAGGAAGUACCAGAACGUGAUCAAGCUGGCCCAGAUGCUGGCCACUCAGCUGUCCCUGAUAAUGCAGACGCAGAGGCAGCUGGGCGACGCCUUCGCUGACCUCAGCCUCAAGUCACCAGAACUUCAUGAGGAAUUCGGCUACAACGCUGAGACCCAAAAGCUUUUGUCCAAAAAUGGAGACACACUGCUGGCGGCCAUCAACUUCUUCAUCUCUAGCGUUAACACACUGGUGGACAAAACGAUCGAAGACACCAUGAUUAACAUCAAACAGUAUGAAGUGGCCAGGGUUGAGUAUGAUGCGUACCGUACGGAUUUGGAGGAGCUGAAUCUGGGGCCGCGUGACGGCAACACCAUGCCAAAGAUCGAGCAAUCGCAGCAACAGUUCCAGAUCCACCGCGAGAAAUAUGAAAGAAUGAGAAACAACGUUUCAGUCAAGCUGAAGUUCCUGGAGGAGAAUAAGGUGAAGGUAUUGCAUAACCAGCUGAUGUUGUUCCACAAUGCCAUCGCUGCGUACUACGCUGGAAACCAGGAGCAGCUGGAACAGACACUCAAGCAGUUCCACAUCAAGUUGAAAAUGCCAGGUGGGGAGAGCCCUUCCUGGCUGGAAGAGCACUAAAACACUCCUUUUUCAGACGUCGCUGCCUCAGUCAUAGAUGAAAAUGUCUAGAAAAAAAAAACUACAGAAACCUCCUUUUCCCUUCAACUGUACUGUCGCUGCUUUCAAACUGUCAGAACUGUCCAUUUUCUAACAAAAUGCACAGAAAGAUAGUAUCCUAAUGCCUUUUGAUGCUUUUUCCUGUAGUUAUUUAAAAACGCAAAAGACAAACUUUUGAAACUCUAAAAUGACCUUUUUGUACUCCAGCAUAUGAAUGUGGUUUCUAAGCACAGCCAGACCUGUUGGCAUUCUUACGACAGCUGCAGGAUCUAAGUGACUGCGGUUCUUCACUAUCCCAACAUCAGCCGACGGAAGUGAAUUCCACCAGUUGUGACAAAAGGGGCAAAGAUGCAUUCAUUUAAUCACAAACAAACUGACCCAAGUGAUGGUUUGUCAUUUUGGGUGUUUUUAAUUUAUUUUCCUUGUUGAGGUUUACGUUGGACAAAGUUUCCACAUAGUCUGCACAACCAGGAGACGGUCAGCUCAGCAUAAAGACUGGGAAGAGUGGGAUGGAGGUUGCAUUUGUGAUAAAUAAGCCUUUGAGCAAAAGGUCAAGCAGCUUCUUCCCUCAUUGCAGAAUUUAUGUGGAGCUGCUGUUAACCUCUGGCUCCAACAAGUAAAUCAAAAAGAUUAGAAAGGGGUAUAGUUUCUCCUCAAAACUUCCAGAACCAAAGUCAACCUUUUGGGAACAACGGUUUUAGCUUUCCUACAUUCAGAGAAUUUAUCUGAACGUCUAAAAGUGUUGAUUCUCUUUAAAUACCAGAAUAUGAAGUACCAGCCUUAUGUGACUAAAUGUGCCUUGAAUUCAAUUCCUCUCCCUCUGUGCACCCUUACUAUCAAUGUUCAGGACCAACCGUACGUGCAUGUACCCUCAGAGGUCAUACAAAUCAUGUCAAUGCAACGUAGAACACAAGACAGCUGUGCUUAAAAAAAAUCAUCAAUCAGUUUUAAAGCACAUCGUUAGUCAAGUUAUGCACAUUAAUGCAGAUUAAUGCAUUUGAGACAAAAAGCUUGUAAAACCUGUGCGUGUAAAGUGUAAACCAAAACCUGUAAAGACCAGGGCCCUUUGCUUGGCUGCUAUUAGAUGACUCCAUUUGAGCUACGUUGAGUGUAUUUUUCAAAGAGGGCAUCUUGUUGCUGGUAUAACCAGUUAUCAAACCCUUCUUAUGUGUAUUUGUACUUUUCCUACGACUCAAUAGGACGGUUUGAGUGUGAAUAUUCAACAACAUUCCUAUUUCCUUGAAAUAGAUGGACAAUAAUAAUCUACUUUAAUGCUGGAUUGACCAAUUCUGCCAUUUGGCGUUAUUUUCCUGAUGACCUCCAGGGAUAAAGUACUGGUUUGUACAAGUGGGUGUCUACUUUUUGUAAUAACAAAAUAACUAAUGAUCACUUGAAAAUGUUCUGAAUGUUGUGUAAACUAUUUGGGGAAAAUAAAAUGUUCUCUUUCUGUA
This is a messenger RNA of Nothobranchius furzeri (turquoise killifish), 3142 nucleotides long. It is a transcript of the gene arfip1, whose product is annotated as ADP-ribosylation factor interacting protein 1 (arfaptin 1). Gene Ontology annotation, biological process: intracellular protein transport; regulation of Arp2/3 complex-mediated actin nucleation. Lineage: Eukaryota; Metazoa; Chordata; Actinopteri; Cyprinodontiformes; Nothobranchiidae. Gene Ontology annotation, cellular component: trans-Golgi network membrane. Gene Ontology annotation, molecular function: protein domain specific binding; phospholipid binding. The record is from RefSeq and is a predicted model, not a curated record.